Messenger RNA from Penicillium digitatum Pd1, 1281 nucleotides. RefSeq names its product phosphoinositide binding protein ATG18. Gene Ontology annotation, molecular function: phosphatidylinositol-3-phosphate binding; protein binding; phosphatidylinositol-3,5-bisphosphate binding. The record is from RefSeq and is a predicted model, not a curated record. Gene Ontology annotation, cellular component: cytosol; extrinsic component of membrane; phagophore assembly site membrane. Lineage: Eukaryota; Fungi; Ascomycota; Eurotiomycetes; Eurotiales; Aspergillaceae. Gene Ontology annotation, biological process: nucleophagy; protein lipidation; protein localization to phagophore assembly site.
AUGGCCAUGAAUUUCGUGACCUUUAACCAGGACUACAGCUACCUGGCUGUGGCAACAUCCAAGGGAUUUCAGAUCUUCACAACUGAACCCUUUACCAAGAGCUAUGAAGCCAAGGAGGGGAAUAUUGCUGUGAUUGAGAUGCUAUUCUCAACCUCUCUUGUAGCCCUUAUCUUAUCACCCAGACGCUUACAGAUUCAAAACACCAAGCGGCAAUGCACGAUAUGUGAAUUAACAUUUCCGACAACAGUUCUUGCAGUGAAACUGAACCGCAAGCGACUUGUUAUUGUCCUUGAGGAUCAAAUCUACCUUUAUGAUAUCCAGACCAUGAAGCUUUUAUCCACUAUUGACACCUCACCAAACCCAAACGCAAUAUGUGCCCUUGCACCGUCUUCAGAGAAUUGUUACAUGGCAUACCCUCUUCCACAAAAAGCUCCUGCAGGUGCAAAUAUACCAGCGCAUGCGCCCCCUGGAGCAACGCAUGUACCACCUACGACUGGGGAUGUUCUAAUUUUUGAUGCUAUUAAGCUAGAAGCUAUCAACGUCAUCGAAGCCCACCGCUCUCCUCUGGCGCUCAUUGCACUGAAUGGCGACGGGACUUUACUUGCUACUGCCUCAGAUAAAGGAACAAUCGUUCGAAUUUUCUCAGUUCCAGAUGGCCAUAAGCUUUACCAAUUCCGACGUGGCUCAAUGCCGUCACGAAUUUACAGCAUGUCCUUCAACACCACAUCCACACUCUUGUGUGUCUCUUCAUCCACUGAGACCGUCCACAUAUUCAAGUUGACCCACCAAGGACCAUUGUCAGACGGCUCUUCAUCGCAUUCUCCUCCAGGUCGGGACCGUGGUUCUUCACCAAAUACUGGAUAUUCCCCCGUGGAGGACGAGACGUGCGGUGAUGCGGGCUCAGAUUCUUCUAUCCGAAAGCACAACGGCACUUUGAUGGGGAUGCUUCGCCGGACCUCUCAAAACGUUGGCGGCGCAGUUGCCGCCAGAAUGGGCGGAUAUCUUCCCAAGGGAGUCAGUGAGAUGUGGGAGCCAGCGCGUGACUUUGCUUGGAUCAAAUUGCCGCGAUCGAACUCUGGCCCUGGUGGGAACGCAGGCCCCGGCCCGUUGCGGAGUGUAGUUGCCAUGAGUAGUAACACUCCCCAAGUCAUGGUCGUCACCAGUGAUGGCAACUUCUAUGUUUUCAAUAUCGAUCUGUCGAAGGGUGGAGAGGGGACUUUGACGAAACAAUACUCAAUUGUUGAUUCAACCGAUAGGCUGGGCUACACUACAGAUUUUUGA